UCCCGAGGCAGAGCAGGAAGAGGAGGGCGUCGCCACCGCCAGAUCAGCCACCCCGGAGGAGUCUCCUCCACGGUCCGUUGACCAGGGAGGAGAGAAACCACCCCCCCUCCUUGCAGGAUCGCAGGGGGCGCAGAUGCGCGGAGAUGGCUGCGGGUUUCUGGGUCGCUUUCUUGCCGCUGGCCCAACUCCUGUUGCUGGCGGCUGUGACCCUGCAGCGCGCAGGUGCCUUUGAAAUCUCCCUUCAGCGUCUUGACAACACAUCAGUUAAGAUUAAACCUGCAGCGCCAGGAAGGUGUGCACUGGUUGUAGGAGGAAACAAGUCUUAUUCCGAAAGGAAAAUAACUUCUGGGCAGUGGCUUCAUUUUACUUUUGAUUGUCGAACGCCGGAGAAUUAUUGGGAAUUGGUGAUUGAGAGGGACAUUGAUUGCAUGAGAGGACCAUGUCCAUUUGGGGAUGUUCUGCUUCAGCCUUCUGGGUUCCUGCCCUUUAACAAGACUUUCAUAUGGGACGUUAAAGCCAGAAGGUUAGAUGGGCUUGAACUGAAGUUCUAUCCGUUCUUAAAACAAGUUCUGCCUGGAGAGACUUGCCCCGACCAAGUUCUUUACACCAUUGGCACCCUUCUUAAUACGAACAGAGUCAACAUCGGAAACUUCUGUGGAAAUGGUACUGUGUCACGAAUCAAGGUGCAGGGGGGAGUUAUUAUGACCCUGAAACUCCCAUGGAACUCUAAAGUCGGUGUCUCUGGGUUUAAGCUCGAAGGCAGGUCUUCCAUACAAAGAUUGUGCAUAGUUGAAUCCACAUUUCAAACAGAAGGAGAAGCAACCUUGAUGUCUGCCAACUACCCGGUGGGGUUACCAGAAAAUGAACUCGUGGCAUGGCAAUUUGUCAUUCCAUUCAACUUAAGGGCACGUAUCUCUAUCCUCAACUACACCACCGCAAAAUGUGAACGGAACUUUCAGACAGUCGAGUACCAGUUACCCGGGCAGCACCCUCAAGAACUGGUGCCCAAAGAGGGGCAGUCUGUCGUUCUUGCUGGUAAUUUCAACCUUUCCAUGCAAGGCUGUAAGCAAUAUCAGCAGGAUGCUGGGGCCCACAAUUUGCAUUUUAAACUUUUUGUUCAGCGCCCUGAAAACGAAGAGAAUGUAACCUACAUAGUUGACCUAAAGAAAGAGAGAGGCUUAAAUCUUACAAUAUUUUCGAAGCCAACACAGCCUGGAAGUUUAUGCUUGAUCUGUAUUAAUCGUAGUAAAAAAUGUGAGACCAAUGUGACUUUAGUAUCCGGUUCCAGUUACACUAUCGUCUUACUGUGUAAAAAUACAGAGAAUGUGAGGGUAACUGCUGUGCAGUCCACAGUCUGUUGGAAUUCCAAAACCUGCCAGAUGAGACCCUUCCAUCUGGUUGUACCGCCGUUUCUUACUUGGCUGCCAAUCCUGCUUGAGACGUUUACGUGGAAACUCCAAGCCCCAGCAGACACCAUCAUAGAAAUCAGGUCUCCAACCUCAAAACUUAAGCAGCAUAUCCCAAACCAGAAUCAAGUAUGCACUGGGGGUUAUAGUUACUCCAUUAAUGGCAGCGCCCCAGAAAAGGCAUUGCGACUUGGUGUCUUCUGCCUUGGUGGAGCCAUUGAGAAAAUUCAGAUGAAAGACAACAUCACUGUAAUGCUUAAGACUUAUGGCAGAAGGUGGAUCAAUGAGUCUCUGAAACCGAACCUCACGUUGUUUUUUAUGCCAGUUAUUCAAGAAGAGUGUGUAUUCAGCGUUAUUCCAGAUCCAAAAACCGAAGUUUACCUGCAGACCCCUAACUGGCUGGAAGGUCUGCCGCCUUACAUAUCUGUGUAUUGGAACAUCACCGUCCCAGCCAAACAAGUUGCGCAGCUGUCGUUCCCAAAGGACCGUAUGGGUGUUACUUGUGUACAGAGCCGGGCUAACAUCUAUAUUCAGGAACAGAGACCGAAUGCAGAAGAAACUGUGCGCCGCGAAGAUCAGAAACUCCCUAAAACUCUAGAUCUGAAGCAUCAUUUCUGGGUCAACAUCACUAACUGUAAGCCAGCUACCAAUCAACAACUGAGCAUGCAAUUCAGGGUGAAGUUCAUUCAGAAAAAAGCAGGUUUGGCAGUCAUUAUUGGCGUGGUGGUUGGCGGAAUUGCACUGCUAUCAACUAUUGGGCUCCUCAUAUUCUGCGCUAAGAGGAAGAAAAAGAAACAGGAAAACCAGGCUCCAGCCGUAGGAGUGUAUAAUGGUAACGUCAACACCCAGUUGCCCGGAAAGCAGGGCAUAUUCAAAAAGAGGAAAAAGAACGAGUCUCAUAUCUAUGCAGUUAUUGAUGACACCAUGGUUUAUGGCCACUUGCUGGAUGAGUCUAUGAAACCGGAAAAUGCCGAAAUAGGUGUGUACCAGCCUUUUACUGGGCCAGUCAGUACGGCCCCUUCCCCGCCUCCGAUCAGGAAAAUAUCCAAAGUGCCCAGCAUGGAGGAGCCCUCUUUCACGAUAUUGACUGACAGUGAGAUCUAUACCUUUGCACAUCGCAAACCAGAAGAACUCCAAGCCAAUGGUGACGUGACUUCAAGUGGUAAUGGAAAUGUAGGCAAGUCCUUGCUUGAGGAAAACGAACAGGAAAAUUCAGAGCUCUAAUGUUUAUUUGACGGUUCGGAUAAGAAACUAAAUCUUGCACCCAUUUUUCCCGUAAUUUACCUGUUUAAAAAAAAAGGAAGAAAACAAAAUGCUUUGGUUGCUGCAGCUCUGUUCCGGUUUUCGAAUGAACAUGCUCGGACAAUGUAUUUCCGUAGCAUGUUUUGCAGGGAUACAAGUAACUUUGAACGUGGAAAAGGACAGCGAAGCUGUAUUUUCAGUCGUCGUAAUAGCAGACCUGGUUUUUUAAAAGGCAAGAAGAGAUGGCACAUUGGAGCGUAAACGAAGCUGGAGAACUACGUUGCCAAAAAUAUAUUCCUUCCUGUGUUUCUUGUGAAGAUUUCAGCCAUACUACAGAACAAAAAAUGCGGGUGUGCAGAAUGGCAUAGUCUGAAGAUGAUUUUUUCACAUGGUAACCGUGUCAUAGGAAUAUGACUUUUAUUGUUCACAUGGUUUCAUUUCCUAGGAUGUGACGAGGAUUACAUUAGUCCUUGAAAGGACAAGGCCUAUAACAACUGAACAGCAAAAUUUAUUGUGCUACUCGUGAAAAAGAAUUAUACUUCUCUUUUCAAUCAGUUGUAUGGUGUAUAUAUAUAUACAGUUCAGGACAUUUCAUUUUCUUUCUUUUUUCAUCUAUAAUUUUGUUGUGAUUGUCCUCCAGUGAUAUUUUUAAAACUAAGACAUCCAGGUUCUUUUUUAUUUUUAUUUAAAUAAAACAUAUUUAAUUUUUAUUAAUGCAUAUAACAUAGCAGUUUCCACUUCACCAGCAAAUAUGCAAAUGAUAUAAUAUUGCCAAGGUUCCUGUGCAAAUAAAUGAUUAGUUCAGCAUGAA
Zootoca vivipara (common lizard) is the source of this 3459-nucleotide messenger RNA. It is a transcript of the gene CDCP1, whose product is annotated as CUB domain containing protein 1. NCBI's taxonomy places the organism in Eukaryota, Metazoa, Chordata, Lepidosauria, Squamata, Lacertidae. The record is from RefSeq and is a predicted model, not a curated record.